This is a messenger RNA of Myzus persicae (green peach aphid), 1595 nucleotides long. Its product is annotated as annexin B9-like. NCBI's taxonomy places the organism in Eukaryota, Metazoa, Arthropoda, Insecta, Hemiptera, Aphididae. The record is from RefSeq and is a predicted model, not a curated record. Gene Ontology annotation, cellular component: cytoplasm. Bases 166 to 1131 code for a protein of 321 amino acids. The transcript has 9 exons. Gene Ontology annotation, molecular function: calcium-dependent phospholipid binding; calcium ion binding.
UGUCGCUGCGAUGACUCACGCUGAAUUUUACGCCGACAGACGGCAAACAUUAUAAUGCGCUCUCUCAGUUUGUGCCGGCCAGUCAACGGGUUAACUUUACGAUAAUUUAAUAUAUCAUAUUAUUAUUAUAACUCCGUCGACCACUCCACAUCACCCUAUAUCACCAUGACUUACUACACAACUAGGUGCACUCCCACGGUCCGUCCGGCAGCUGAUUUCGAUGCCGAAGCCGACGCCGCAGUACUUAGGACUGCCAUGAAGGGAUUCGGUACUGACGAGCAAGCCAUCAUCGACGUGUUGGCCAGACGGUCCAACACUCAGAGACAGGAGAUCAAAGAAGCUUUCAAGACACUCUAUGGAAAGGAUUUAAUUGACGAUCUGAAGAGCGAACUCGGUGGGAACUUCGAGAACGCCAUUGUCGCUCUGAUGACCCCGCUUCCGGAGUUUUACGCCAAGGAGUUGAAAGACGCCAUCAGUGGCGUGGGCACGGACGAAGAAGCCAUUGCCGAAAUUUUGGGCACACUCAGCAAUUUUGGUGUCAGGACCAUAUCCUCUGUCUACGAAAAACAAUACGGAAACUCGUUGGAAGAUGAUUUGAAAUCCGAUACUUCUGGAUCUUUCCAGAGAUUGUUGGUGUCUCUGUGCUGUGCCAAUCGCGAUGAAGACGUGGAAGUCGAUCGCAGCGCUGCGGUUGCGGACGCUCAGGCUCUUAUCGACGCGGGCGAAGCUCAUUGGGGCACGGACGAGUCGACCUUCAAUUCUAUUCUGGCCACUCGUUCCUAUCCACAGCUGAGAGCCAUUUUCGAAGAGUACGAGAACCUCACUGGCAAGGAUAUCGUAGAGACCAUCAAGAACGAAACUUCCGGCGCUCUGGAACACGGUUUUUUGACCAUCGUGAAAAGUGCCAAGAAGAAGAGCGACUACUACGCCGACCAGCUGGAAGCCUCAAUGGCGGGCUUCGGCACCAGCGACCGUCAGUUGAUCAGAAUCAUCGUUGGCAGAUCUGAAAUCGAUUUGGGAGACAUCAAACAGUCCUACGAGACCAUUUACGGUACUCCGUUGGCCGACAGAAUCGCCGGCGAUUGCGGAGCAGAAUGUAAAAGUCUUUUGAGGACCAUCGUUGAUCAAUAAUGAUAAUUAUUUAUAUAUGUACCUAAUAUUUUAUUACAAAAUAUAACGAUUCCUUAAUAUUAUGGCAUAUUAUAUACCUAAUUAGUAAUUAGUAAUUAUGUUAUUCAAUGCAAAUGCUUUUUAUAAUCUUUUAUACUCUUUAGCUAUGAUGCGUAUUAUUAUACCUAUUGUUUUUAUCAGUUUACUCAUUAUGUUUAUAUCUAUAUUUUUUUAUACUAUUUUAUUUUUGAACAAUUUAUUGCUAGUAUGAGGACAAUGCACACUAUAGUUAAUUGGCCCACCAACAUUAUGUUAUAAUUUUAUUUAUAUGUUAAUUAUUUAUUAAGUAGUUAUUAAACAUUUAUAUUAAAAAAAUAUGAUUUAUUGGCAAUACAAAUUAUUAGUAACUUCUAAACUACUACUACGAAUGUAAAACUUUUUUUUUUAUAUACCUAUUUGAAUAUUAUAAAUCGUUUAUGAGCAUA